Messenger RNA from Stegostoma tigrinum, 1794 nucleotides. Its product is annotated as sodium channel subunit beta-2-like. The record is from RefSeq and is a predicted model, not a curated record. NCBI's taxonomy places the organism in Eukaryota, Metazoa, Chordata, Chondrichthyes, Orectolobiformes, Stegostomatidae. The transcript is spliced from 7 exons. The coding region runs from base 272 to 805 and encodes 177 amino acids.
AUUGAGCCACUUUGCAGGCGGCAGCGUUUACCGAUCAAAAGGAUUCUCUGAGCGGUUCCAGCUUUCCAGAAAUGUAACCAGUAACAGUUACAUUCUGACCAUCAGAGACCUGAAGCUCACUGACACCAACACCUACAUCUGUGGGAUUUGGGGAAAUAUUUUUGGAAAAGGAACUCGACUAAAUGUAACCAGUGCAAAUGCCCCAAACCUUCACCAGUAUCUGAUCCCAGAACAUGUCACAGAGGGACACACUGUCCAGUUACAGUGCACCAUGAGGAACGCCGCAGUGACACACACCGAUGUUCACUGGUACCGGGAGCGAACAGAGAAUAACACAGAGUGGGUUUUAACAUAUGAUGUGAGGAACAUCACACAAAGGAGCCCUGGAUUCACUGAUCGAUUCCAGUCUUGCAGAGACCCCUCCAAUAACAGCUUCAUUCUGACCAUCACAAACGUGCAGCCCAAUGACACUGGGGUCUAUUACUGUAAAGUGUGGGGAGAUAUCAAUGGGAAUGGAUCCCAGCUGACUGUAAUGGUUCCUGCAGUGGAAAUGAACAGAGAGUUGUGGAUAGUCUGGAUCAGUGUGGGAGCUGCUGUGGGAGUUACUGUCAUCGCUGGAGCUGCUCUUCUCUUCUGUAUCAGAUGCACUCGGCCUGGGAAACAGUCAUCCUCUUCUCCCCAAGAUACUAGAGAACACAGUCUGAUGCUGGAAUAUGAAAACAUUUCUGAUUUCAGAAACACAAAGAAACCAGAUGAUGUCCAAGUUGAUGCUAAUCAGAUUUAUAUGAAUGUGCCUUCAAAAUGAGAAGUUCCUUCCUGAUGGCUGACCAGACAAUGAACAUGAACUUCAAUACUGCACCAGUUGGAACAGCAUUUCUUGAACCUAUGGAAGGAUCUCCUUGCUCAUUUCCUUGCUCCUCAGCAGCAGCCUCUAAAUCACCAGGACUCCCACUUGCUGUAGGUUUGUCUGUAAUCAGUAGACACAGAUUGGAUCACACACUCCUCUCCUGCAUUUCUGUGAGCCUAACCCUACCCUGAUGUUAGCGAUGAUUCUAAAUGACUGCUCCAGACUGAGGAACAAAUCCUUCGAAUGUACAGCUCAAUGCUCAGCGCCCACCUAGCGUCACUGCAAUCAUUUCUGAGGAUUGAACCUUUCAGUAGGGCCUGUACUGGCCUUGAAGUGGGGAAGGAGAGCUGGAGAACCACCAGAAUAAUAACAGCAUUACUAGGAUUAAAUUAUGAGAACGGGUUCCAUAGAUUAGGUCUGUACUCCCUUGAGUUGGAAUAAUUGAGUGGGAGAUUUAGUUAAGACAUUCAGGAAGUGGAUACAGAGGAAUUACUAAUUGUUGAGGAUCAAAACAACUGACUGAAUCUUUAAAUGUGACCAAUUAGAGAUGAGGUGGUUGUGAAUUUGAAAGAGUUUUCCCCUCCCAGUGACAAACAGUGACUGAGCGUGAACUGGCCUCUGUCCAGGCAUGGAAUGUGUCAUCUUGAAUAUCCCAUCUUUGGCUGGCAGUUUCAUCAAUCUAAGCAAUUUAAUUACAAAAAAAUAUCCAGCAGGAUUCUCCUUCUCCUGCUUUCUGCUCAUCCCUUUAUGGAGGUCUGUCCCUCGUACAAGCUGUGACCAAAAUGUAACCUCUUUGUCCAGAUCCUGGUCUGUUUGCUGUCCUUGAAGAGAGGCGAUUAGAUUACCCUGUGAACACACUGUUCUGUAGCAUGACCUGACCCUGACACAGGGGUCAGACAGUUACAUCCUGGGAGCUAGGUGGGAAGUGAGGACAGCUGCCUUUAGAG